This is a messenger RNA of Symbiodinium necroappetens, 339 nucleotides long. NCBI's taxonomy places the organism in Eukaryota, Dinophyceae, Suessiales, Symbiodiniaceae. The record is from the annotation of a GenBank genome assembly.
AUGUCCGAUGUAGCCUGGUUUGACUUUUCGGACUUAUGCAACAAGGCUCUCGGGGCAGCAGACUACCUCGCCAUCGGGCGCGCUUUCCAUACAGUGUUCUUGGCAAACAUCCCGAGACUCACCAUGCAAGAGCGCGAUCAAGUGCGACGCUUCAUCACCCUCAUCGACUCUCUUUAUGAGUGUCAUACCAAAGUGGUCUGCACAGCAGAGCUCGAUCCGAUCCCUUUGUUCUACGUCUCUGAGGAGGAGCGAAACAUGUCAAUUGCAGAUGAGAUUUUCGCCUGGGAUCGGACCGCCAGUCGCCUUAUGGAGAUGCGCUCUUCGGGAUACAUCCGAUGA